Messenger RNA from Terrapene triunguis (Three-toed box turtle), 6218 nucleotides. RefSeq names its product UDP-GlcNAc:betaGal beta-1,3-N-acetylglucosaminyltransferase 2 (gene B3GNT2). The transcript is spliced from 4 exons. Gene Ontology annotation, cellular component: membrane. Gene Ontology annotation, molecular function: hexosyltransferase activity. Bases 3648 to 4841 code for a protein of 397 amino acids. NCBI's taxonomy places the organism in Eukaryota, Metazoa, Chordata, Testudines, Emydidae. The record is from RefSeq and is a predicted model, not a curated record.
CUUCGCUCUCGCGCCGCCUGCCUCGGUGGCAGGCUGGAGGAGGGGGCUGCGCGCGCGAGGCAGAGCCGCGCGACGGGGGCACGCGAGCGGCGCGGGGCGACUGUCAGCCGAGCGCGAGGGCAACAAGUGGGUAAUUUUCCCGCCAGCAUGUCCCGGUGGCGGCUCCUGCCGUCCUCGAGGCGGGCGCCGACGCCCCCCGCUCUUUGAGAGCCGCUCUUGGAGAGCGCGACCCGGCCGGGGAGGAGACGCGGCCGCCGCCGGGUCGAGGUGGCCGAGCCACCAGGGACUCUCCGGCGAGGGGCGGAGGCGCCUCCGCCCAGCCCAGCCGCCCGUCCCUUUUCCUGGCCGGGACCGGGACCAUCCCCCCCGGCAGCUCCCCUGAGGAGACGGCUCUGCUCCCCCCGGUGGGGAGGGAGGGAGAUCCGGCCCGCACGCGCCGCGGGGAGCAUCGCUGGCCGGCGAGAGCCCCCGCCCUGCCGCAGGGGCUGAGCGCGGCGGCGGCAGGAUGGAGCCCGGCUGCUGAGGCCGUUGUGAGAAGCAUGGUGGAGCCGGAAAGCGCCACAGGAACAGGCGACGCGGAGCCCAGCUGUUGUCUGGCAAGGUCAGCAAGACGUGCUCAGGAGAAGAAGUAAUCUCAGAGGAAUCUGAAAAUGUUCUGGAUUGCUCAAUGAUACCUUCAGCCAGUUAAGCACCUUUCUACACUGCGAUUACUGCAUUCAGAGGAUCCAGUUUCAACACAGUUAUCCCCUGACCUGCUUACAACAUGGUUCCAAUUUGUAAUGAAGAAUGGAUCUUAAUUCUGUUGGCAACAGCCAAGGCUUUUAACCUGGCUACGUAAAAGAGAUAAAGUCCUGUUUACAGUGCAAAUCAGAAUUAUGUUGAAAUGGGGACCUCAGACUUGAUUGUAAAUGUAGCUUAGAUUGGCUUUGAAUGGCUCCAAGCAGAUUCUUGUCCUGUUCUUUGCCACCAAGAUGAUGGCCUUGAUAUUGAGGGCGGUAGAUUGUGGAGGAGGGAAAGUACUGUGAUAUGAUACAAUAGUUUUAUUUUAAAUUUUACAAACACCUGCUUAGAAUGCCUUAGUAGACUUGUGCCUAGAUUAUUUCCAAGAAUAUAGAAACUGAGGAAAAACAAUUGGUUCUUUUAGACCUUGAUUACAUUCAAUAAUCAUAAACUAAUCAAACAGAUUAUAAUUUUAUUUUAUUUUAAAUUGAAAGCAGGGGGAAAAGGGAUUAAUUUUUACAUUUGCUUGUGAAUCUAAUGUAAUGCAGUAUAGGCUGUAUUCUGUGUGUUUCCAAUUUUGGAUGUAAAGUACAUGAACGGCAUUGCUGAGGAGUAGAAAAUUUGCUUGCUCCAUAUUUAAAAAUAUAACUGGCAAUCAAGUAAGUUUUGUUUGAACAUGGAUUUUUUUCUGUUCGUUUUUGUAUUUGAAAUUAUCCUAAAGUGCAUUUUUGAAGUCUUUGCAUUCUUUCCUACUUCUCUCCAACUGUUUUAUAUAAUAUUGUUAAGAGCUUGACCAUUUUCCCCUUCACUGAGUUUUAUUUAGUAAAUAUGGUUUUUCUUUGUUUUGAAGUUGGAGUUUAUUAAUAUUGCUGUUUUUAAUUUACUUAUACACCAGAAUUCAGUGUCAGCACUACUUUGAGAGUAGUGUUUAACUGCAACUGCAGACCACCAAAGGGCAAUGCAUGAUCAAAACAAAGUUUGUUUGUUUUUAAAUGUCACUAAUAAAGUGAUAGCUUUAGUUGUGGGAUGGGUGAGGAGAGAAUUAUUUAGAUUAUUUAGACAUUGUUUUAACAUCUGAUUAAAGUAGGUUAGAGCUUGGAACAAAAGAUCGUGGUAGUGUAUCUUUUAGACAAAUAAUGUGUUACUACUUCAGUCUGGCAGCAGAAUUUCUUCUUGGCUGAUGGCCAAAGUUAAGGUUGUUGCAAGAAAUCUGUGUGCAUAAUGUGCAUCUUUUUUUUAUGGUUAAUGGCAUACUUCACUAUAUGUCUCAAAAUGCACCUUUAAAAGGCUGUAAAUAGUGAGCUUUAAACAUUUCAAACUAAUCAUAACUAUUCAUAGUUGGCUAGUUUGUUGACUUCAUGACUUCCUUAAGUAUUUUGUAAUUUUUUCCUUUCAAUAUUUUAAAGUGAAUGCAGAGUAUACAUGGUAUUGGACUGAAUGUGUAGGAGACUGUGGCCAUGCCUACACAAGAAAGUUGCAACAACUUACAUUGGUUUUUAAACCAGUGCCAACCUCUUUAUUUCUGACAACAAAAUUGAUUUUUAGAUCCAGAGUGGCCUCUUCCAGGUCCCCUAAUUUCAAGUAUUGCCGGGUAUAUCACAGAACAGUGCCCCUGACUGAUGGACCCGUGUCUUGAUGGCCUCAAGGAAUUGUGUGUCACUGGAAGAUGUUCAGUUUGCAAGUUCUUUAACUCACGUAUGAGAAAGGAUAGGGAAUCCUGCCUGCAGAUCUUAAAGAAUAGAUCUUUGAGGCCGGCAUCUGACCUGGGAUCUUUGAAACACACUUCCUUGUGUGGCCCCUCAGAAUCCAAGAGCCUGGGAGCUGAGACUCACCAAUAUGUCAGUAAAGUCUAAGGAAGUGGUAAGCCAGGGAAGCAUUUUCCCACUAAGAGCUUGAGCAGGGCCUUCCCUUGACACCACUCAGUCUGAGCAGUUGCCAUUGAAGUUCAGCUUCAUCUGGGCACUGAAGCACCGCUGGCAGGGCUGAGGGAAGGUGGUACUGCCAAAGCCUCCAUCUUCGGCAAGGAACUCAGCACCUAUAGCAGCUCAUACAGUAGCAUCAACAUCAGCACUUCCACAACCUGCUCUGGUACUGCUGCCUUCUACACUGUGUGCUGUACCAUCAGCCUCUGCAUGGAAGCCUGAACUGGUGCUGAGGGAGAAAUCAGAACUGAGACACUUGUGCAUCCCAGAGGUUUAUAGCACUGAAGGACCUCUUAAUUCUUCUGGAGUCAGAAUCACCCCUCUUACCAACAUUGGCAGCUGUGUCAGCACCAAGACAUCAAACUUCCUUGGCACUAAUGAUGCCCAUAGCCCUAUCCUCUACUUUGAAAGACCUGGCUCCUCCAGUGGAACCGGACUAUGCCUCAUUGAAAGUCUCUGAUGAUGAUAGAGUCUCAAACAUAUGCUCACCUCAGAAGUGUCCACAUCAUCAUCAUAUAUGGACUGAGACCUUACACUAGAGCUAGGUAUUGGGACAUUCUGUUAUUAGAACAAAGGCAUUGAUUUCUUAGACUCUAGGCACUGGGACCAUAUCAACCAGUUCCAGCAUGGUCACUGGGGCCUGUGAUACUUCCAGAGCAGAACUGAGCAAUACAAGAGACUGUCUACUUCAGCUACAGCAUCCAGAGCUGACCCUGUGCCUCUGCAACCCCUGUUCAAGACCUCUCCUCUUCAACACCAAGAGGAAGAACCUGAGAAGAUAGCACCCAUCUCCACAGGCCAUAUCCUUAUCUUUCCCAGAUGAGGCAGUCAUCUCUCCAGGUGCCCUUCAGGUGAUUUCAGUGGCUUCUAGAAGCUUCUUAAGAAGGUGGUGAAAGCUCUCAGAAUAUCCAUGGAAGAAGUCCAGGAACAAACCAAUAAGUUUGUGGAUCUACUCCAGUCCUCCACACAAGAGAUAAGACUCCCUUAGUUGAAUUGAUAUGAGAAAUGAGUGUUGGACGCAGAAGACUAAGGCUGCUGGGAAUUCUGAUGAUGGUAAACUUUUUUAUUUAUGUGAUUGUGGAAGUCUCCAAAAGUGGUGGUCAAGAGAAGAAUACAAAAGGACAGGUUAUAAUACCCAGCAGCAAAUUCUGGAGGAAAUACACUCCUCACAAGGCCUAUUGGAACAAACAGCAACAGAAGCUGGAACUCUUGUACAACCCCAUUUUGACCUUGCUUUCCAAUAUGACUGUGGAAGAAACCUUAAUUUCUAAUACUAGUGUUCUGAUUUCCUGUGACCCUGAUCCAUCAGUAACUUCAGAGGUUAAUGACUUUGCAAAGUUGCCAGACAGAUUUAAAGACUUCCUGCUUUAUUUAAGAUGUAGAAAUUAUUCAUUAUUAGUGGAUCAACCGAACAAGUGCAAACAUAAACCUUUCCUGCUGCUGGCUAUCAAGUCACUUAUACCACAUUUUGAUAGAAGGCAAGCAAUUAGGGAAUCUUGGGGUAAAGAAAUAAAAUCAGGGGAUGUAACAGUUGUAAGGGUCUUUUUGUUGGGACAGACCCCUCCAGAAGAUAACUUUCCUGACCUUUCAGACAUGUUGAAAUUUGAGAGUCAAACCCACCAAGACAUUCUUUUUUGGAACUACAGAGACACUUUCUUCAACUUGACUCUGAAAGAGGUGCUGUUUCUUAAAUGGGUCAGCAGCACGUGUCCAGAUGCCCAGUUUAUUUUUAAGGGGGAUGAUGAUGUUUUUGUGAAUAUCCAUCAGAUCCUGGAUUACUUGAAGAGUUUAUCAAAGGACAAAGCCAAAGACUUAUUUAUAGGUGAUGUGAUCAAAGAUGCUGGACCUCAUCGAGAAAAAAAAUUAAAGUACUACAUUCCAGAAAGUGUUUAUGAAGGUUCUUAUCCUCCAUAUGCAGGAGGUGGUGGGUUUCUGUACUCUGGUGAUCUGGCAUUAAGACUGAACAAUGCAUCUGACCAGGUCCUCCUCUAUCCUAUUGAUGACGUUUAUACUGGAAUGUGCCUUCAGAAACUUGGGCUUGCUCCGGAAAAACACAAAGGCUUCAAAACAUUUGAUAUUGAAGAGAAACACAGGAAUAACAUAUGUUCCUACACAAACUUAAUGUUAGUACAUAGCAGAAAACCUCAAGAAAUGAUUAAGAUUUGGACACGCUUGCAGGAUCCACACUUAAAUUGUUAAAUGUUUAAAGUAACAUGCAUAAGUGUCUUCAAUUUAUUUUCCAAGAUUGGGUCUAAUUUCUUCACUGAACCUUUAAAACUCCUCUUUGUUUUCACUUAAUGGUUUUUAAAGUUACUUCUCUUAAAAAUCAUUAGCUAGAAACAUUUGUCCAGUACUUCUAAAAGUAAAAAUAAUACUAGAAUAACAAAUUUUUGAGAGUAUGGCAUGAAGACUUAGUCCUAAUCUUUCCACUGUCCUAGUGGUUAUUAUGUUUUAAGAUUUCAUCUACAAAUUUUAAAAUAGACUUCAGAAGUUAUAACUAAAAAUUCUUCAUUGAUUCAUGGUUAGCUAUCACCAUAAUGUUGAAAGCAUGGAUUGCCCACUUUUCAUUGCUAGUGCAUCUUAUUUUAAUUGUGGUGGUAGAAACUGUAAACACUGACUUUUUUUUUCCUGAGAAAACUUGUCUGUGUGAAAUAGCAUUUGUAACUUAAAAAUUCAGAAAUUGGGGAAGUCUAAUUUUUACACAAAGUAGAAAAAAAAAACUUGAGAAAUUACACUAAUUAUUGAAAGGUUUUUUUGAUUUCGUAACUCUUCCUCUAUCCUAUGCUACUCCUGAACAGUAUUCUCUCAUUCAAAUGUGAUCUGCUGUGCAAAAUAUGUCUGCCUGUAUCUGAAAGGAUACUAAAUCUCUACCUUUUUUUUUUUUUAAUGAUACUUUAUAUCUUAUAAAAUCACAAUAUAAUUUCAAAUGGGAUAACAUUUAAGAGCUGGACCUGUAUUGGAGAGGAUAGCUUUUAUGUUGGACUUUGCAAAUAGGCAGAUUUUUGUCUUGAAUUUCAGUUAAGCUUUACAAAUCAAAGUUCUUCUGUCACUCAUUUUAUUUACAUGAAAGGCUGCUCUGGCCAGUCCUUGUUUUCUGUAUUGGUGUUAAAAACAAUCAUCAGGUAGCUUGAUUUGAUAUGGAUAACUGAAGUCUGAAAUUGCACAUCACUCAGGAAAGCUUGGUUUGGAUCUCUUCUAUAAACUGAGAACAGUGUACAUCUUAAACGUUUCAAGUUUUGAAAGUGAGAUUUGAAAAUUGCAUGAUGUGUCAUACAACAUGUUUCCCAAAACUCCAGAAAUCUUUUCUUGCCAUAUUUCCACAUGUUGCUUAUAUGAGAAUUUGUUCUAAGUAGUGAUCCCUUCUGUGUGUGUGUAUAUAGGAGUGCCUGUCUAUUUAUUGUUCAGAUUGAAGACCAAAACAUUUUCUUAAAUAUAUUUGUGUAACAUUUUAUUUGUAUACAUUGUUGUCAGUCAAAUAUUUAAAUAGAGCAUGAUAUUUUAAAUCUGUUGAUGUAACGUGUUAAAUACAGUUAAUUGUUUUUGAAUUUGAAAAAUAAAAUUGUGAUUUAAGUAGUU